GAGAAAUAUGUAGCAGCGAGACGGGUCUCCUGGAUAAAUUACCCGUGCGGAAAACCAUUUGACCAAACUCCGGCUUCCUCUCUCUCUCUCCUCUAGGCUAACGCCUGUCCCCGACGCCGGCGACGAGGAGGAUCUCCAGCCAAGGCCUCAGCCGGUUUCAGAAUUUCUUUCUUAUAUCAACUCUGGAGGCAUCUGUUCCAUUAGUUCCUUUUGGGUGCCAAGAGUCAAGAAUCAAGACUGCAAAGUAAAGAUGGUCAAAUUAACAAUGUUGGCUCGUGUUACCGAUGGUUUACCAUUGGCUGAGGGAUUGGAUGAUGGUCGCGAUGUGAAUAAUGUGGAACUUUAUAAGCAGCAGGCAAAGUCUUUGUUCAAGAAUCUGUCAAAUAGCCAGCAUGAUCCUUCACGGAUGUCCAUUGAGACUGGUCCCUAUGUUUUCCACUAUAUAAUUGAGGGUCGUGUUUGCUAUCUGACAAUGUGUGAUCGUUCUUAUCCAAAGAAGCUUGCUUUUCAAUACCUUGAAGACCUCAAAAACGAAUUUGAGAAAGUUAAUGGCAGUCAGAUAGAAACUGCUGCCAGACCAUAUGCUUUUAUUAAAUUUGAUGCAUUCAUUCAAAAGACAAGGAAACUGUACUUGGACACCCGUACUCAGCGGAACCUUGCAAAGUUGAACGAUGAGCUGUAUGAAGUGCACCAGAUAAUGACUCGCAAUGUCCAAGAAGUUCUUGGGGUUGGAGAGAAGCUAGAUCAGGUCAGCCAGAUGUCCAGCAGAUUGACAUCUGAAUCUCGUAUUUAUGCUGAAAAGGCCAAAGACUUGAAUCGGCAGGCUUUGAUCCGCAAGUGGGCUCCUGUUGCUGUUGUGCUAGGAGUAGUCUUCUUUCUUCUUUGGGUGCGGAACAAAUUAUGGUGAUGAUAAUCUUGGACAAAUCCCGAUCUGGACAGCCGGAUGUUCAUGGGCGCUGCUGGGUUUUCAACAAAGAGCAAGGGCACUAAAUGCUUGCAUAAAAUACGAUUGGGUGAGACCUGCCUGUUUCUGAGGUGAUUGUUUGCCGAAAGCCUUUGCAGCCGGCUCAACUAUGAGACCAUGAAAGUUUUUGUAGACCUAUAUUUUUCCAUGAUGGAAAUCCAUGUCAUCUUUUACCUAGGCUAGACAUGACUUACACGAGUCGAUUCAUGAGCGUUCUUUUCCUAUGGAUGUUGCCUUCAAUCUGUGAUUAUAUUUUCUUCGCAAAAGACUCGUUUGGUUCUUCAUUGUUAAUAUCGAUAUGAAAAUGCUGCAUUUCCUGCUCC
Molecule: messenger RNA, 1287 nt
Organism: Nymphaea colorata (pocket water lily)
Lineage: Eukaryota; Viridiplantae; Streptophyta; Magnoliopsida; Nymphaeales; Nymphaeaceae
Product: 25.3 kDa vesicle transport protein
Exons: 6
Coding region: 251-907 (218 amino acids)
Biological process (GO): vesicle fusion with Golgi apparatus; endoplasmic reticulum to Golgi vesicle-mediated transport; retrograde vesicle-mediated transport, Golgi to endoplasmic reticulum
Cellular component (GO): endoplasmic reticulum-Golgi intermediate compartment; SNARE complex; Golgi membrane
Molecular function (GO): SNAP receptor activity
Source: RefSeq, a predicted model, not a curated record